This is a messenger RNA of Malassezia pachydermatis, 1350 nucleotides long. Its product is annotated as rab gtpase activator. The transcript is spliced from 2 exons. Gene Ontology annotation, biological process: vesicle-mediated transport; protein transport; small GTPase-mediated signal transduction. Bases 1 to 1350 code for a protein of 449 amino acids. Gene Ontology annotation, cellular component: cytoplasm. Gene Ontology annotation, molecular function: Rab GDP-dissociation inhibitor activity. Lineage: Eukaryota; Fungi; Basidiomycota; Malasseziomycetes; Malasseziales; Malasseziaceae. The record is from RefSeq and is a predicted model, not a curated record.
AUGGAUGAAACUUACGAUGCUGUAAUUCUUGGCACUGGUGUGUCUGAAUGUGUUCUUUCUGCUUUGCUCUCCGUGGAGGGCAAGAAGGUGUUGCACAUUGAUCGUAAUGACUACUAUGGUGCUGAAUGCGCUUCAUUGACUCUCUCGCAAUUAUAUAACAAGUUCCGCCCAGGCGAGGCCGUGCCGGACAGUAUUGGCCGUGAUCGUGACUAUGCCAUUGACAUGAUUCCCAAGUUCAUGAUGGCCAAUGGCGAAAUUGUAAACAUGCUUGUACAUACUGAUGUUACUCGUUACCUGGAAUUCAAGCAAAUCGCAGCCAGCUACGUGUACCGUGACAAGCGCAUUGCUAAGGUUCCGAGCACAGAGAUGGAGGCUGUGCGUUCGCCGCUGAUGGGCCUGUUUGAGAAGCGCCGUGCAAAGCGUUUCUUCGAAUUUUUGCAGAAGUGGCGUGACAACGAUGCCUCGACGCACCAAGGCAUAGAUCUCGACUCGUGGCCUAUGGAAAAGGUGUUUGCGCAUUUUGGCCUUGAGCCCGGAACAAGGGACUUUAUCGGCCAUGCCAUGGCUUUGCACCUGGAUGAUUCGUACAUGCAGCGCCCGGCGCGCGAGACCUACGAGCGUAUCCUGCUGUACAUGUCGUCCAUGGCGCGCUACGGCAAAUCGCCUUACAUUUAUCCACUGUAUGGCCUAGGUGAACUUCCCCAAGGUUUUGCUCGUCUUUCUGCUAUUUACGGUGGCACUUACAUGCUGGACAAGCCAGUAGAUGAGGUGGUUGUCGAUGAGCAAGGCAGCUUUGUGGGUGUGCGCAGUGGCGACGAAACCGUGAAGGCCAAAUUGGUAAUCGGUGAUCCCAGCUACUUCCGCUCGGUCGGUGGCAAGUCGCUUGUCCGUGAGACUGCCAAGGUGGUUCGUGCCAUCUGCCUGCUCAAGCACCCUAUCCCCAACACCGACAACUCUGACUCUGUACAGUUGAUCAUUCCGCAAAAUCAGGUGGGUCGCAAGCAUGACAUCUACAUUGCCGAAGUCUCAUCAGCGCACAAUGUUUGUGCUAAGGGUAUCUAUGUGGCGCAAGUGUCAACGGUCGUGGAGACCGACAAGCCAGAAUUGGAGCUCCGCCCCGGUUUAGAGCUCUUGGGUGAAAUUCAUGACAAGUUUAUCACGAUUUCUAACCUGGAGGAACCUUUGGAGUCAGGUAAGGACUCGAACAUCUUCAUUACGCGCUCCUACGACCCUACCUCACACUUCGAGACGGUGGUGGAAGACGUUCAUAAUGUCUGGCGUCGCAUGACAGGAAAGCCCCUGGUGCUGAAGAAGCGCGAGAGCAACGAGGAUGCGCAGGUACAGGCUUAA